Molecule: messenger RNA, 417 nt
Organism: Symbiodinium necroappetens
Lineage: Eukaryota; Dinophyceae; Suessiales; Symbiodiniaceae
Source: the annotation of a GenBank genome assembly
AUGUCGCGAGAAUUUCUGGCCCUAAACCCAAACCCAGAACCAUUCACCAGCCAGGAUUGGCACUUUGGCUACCGCCUGCGGCUUCGCUGCGCUUUCUCUGUGGAAGAGUAUGAGAAGGGCAAAGUUGGUUCGGGCCCGACCCUUGGGUUGGAGGAGAACUUGAAGCUAUUGGCUGACUGGAUCUGGUUGAUACAUCACUUUACGGCCGAGGAGGAGGAUUCUGCCGCAACCGUUGAAUUGUAUACGUCCAAGCAAUUCCUGGCAAAGGACAUCAAUGGAGAAAAGGUGCCAUUGACAGAAACCAAGAAGGUCAUUGAGGAGUUGUGGACGCGGAAUGCGGAAGAGAUCAAUAUGGAUCACAUCACGAAGAAGUUGAAAACUCAAGCACUUGAGCUGUAUAGCCGCAUUGAGAUGUAG